Molecule: messenger RNA, 5137 nt
Organism: Thamnophis elegans (Western terrestrial garter snake)
Lineage: Eukaryota; Metazoa; Chordata; Lepidosauria; Squamata; Natricidae
Gene: ZNF423
Product: zinc finger protein 423
Exons: 9
Coding region: 364-4344 (1326 amino acids)
Biological process (GO): regulation of transcription by RNA polymerase II
Cellular component (GO): nucleus
Molecular function (GO): DNA-binding transcription factor activity, RNA polymerase II-specific; RNA polymerase II transcription regulatory region sequence-specific DNA binding
Source: RefSeq, a predicted model, not a curated record
ACCUCCCAACGCCCCAACCAGGUGUUUUGUUUGAAACAAAACAAACAAACAAACAAAUAGAGGGGGGGGGGAAAACACUGUUGCAAGUUGCCGCAUUGCAACAGGCAAAAAGAAGUGAGAAAUCAAAAGAAUCGAUCCGGCCGCCGCCGCCGCUGCUUCGCCCCUGCUGGAGAGCCGCCGGUAGACAAAGUUUCCAAGUGGGAAAAGAAGGAAGGAAGGGGGGGGGGAGCAGAGACACCCGGAGAGGCGCAGGAAGCGAAAGAGGAGGGGAGAGAAAGAAGAGCGAGAGGAGAAGAAAGAAGGAAGAAGAGAGAGAAAGAGAGAAGAGAGAGAAAGACUAAGCGCCUAAGAGCCGGAGUGGAAAUGUCCCGCAGGAAGCAAGCCAAGCCGCGCUCGGUGAAAGUCGAAGAGGGCGAGACAUCCGACUUUACGCUGAACUGGGACUCCACCGUAACCCAAUCAGGAGGUUUCGGAAGAGAGCUGGAGAAUGAUAAAAGAGAGAUCCGGGCGUUGGAGGAGCGGAACAGCAUUACCAGCCAGGAAGAACGGAACGAGGAAGAUGAAGAUAUGGAGGACGAAUCAAUUUACACCUGCGAUAACUGCCAGCAGGACUUCGACUCUUUGGCAGACCUGACCGAACACCGAGCUCACAGCUGUCCAGGAGAUGGCGAAGACGACCCGCAACUCUCUUGGGUAACUUCGUCUCCCUCCAGCAAAGACGUUGCAUCACCCACUCAGAUGAUAGGAGAUGGUUGUGAUCUCGGCAUCGGAGAGGAGGAAGGGGGGACCGGCCUGCCUUAUCCCUGCCAGUUUUGCGACAAGUCCUUCAUUCGCCUGAGCUACCUUAAAAGGCACGAGCAGAUCCACAGCGACAAGCUACCAUUCAAAUGCACCUACUGCAGCCGGCUUUUCAAGCACAAGAGGAGCAGGGACCGGCACAUCAAGCUGCACACGGGGGACAAGAAGUAUCACUGCCACGAAUGCGAGGCGGCCUUCUCCCGCAGCGACCACCUCAAGAUCCACUUGAAGACCCACAGCUCCAGCAAGCCCUUCAAGUGCACAGUCUGCAAGCGGGGCUUCUCCUCCACCAGCUCCCUCCAGAGCCACAUGCAAGCACACAAGAAGAACAAGGAGCACCUGGCCAAGAGCGAGAAGGAGGCCAAGAAGGACGACUUCAUGUGCGACUACUGCGAGGAGACCUUCAGCCAGACCGAAGAGCUGGAGAAGCACGUUGUGACCCGCCAUCCUCAAUUGUCCGAAAAGGCUGACUUGCAGUGCAUCCAUUGCCCGGAGGUCUUUGCCGAUGAGAAUUCUCUCCUGUCCCACAUCCACCAAGCUCACGCCAACAAAAAACACAAGUGUCCCAUGUGCCCUGAGCAGUUCUCUUCCGUGGAAGAAGUUUAUUGCCACUUAGAUAGCCAUCGGCAGCCUGAUUCCAGCAACCACAGCAUCAGCCCGGACCCCGUCUUGGGCAGUGUGGCCUCCAUGAGUAGCGCCACGCCCGAUUCCAGUGCAUCGGUGGAACGGGGCUCCACGCCCGACUCGACCUUGAAACCUUUGAGGGGACAGAAGAAAAUGAGAUCGUUGGAAAGGGAAGAAGGCCAGGCUUGGUCAAAGGUUGCCUACAGCUGCCCUUACUGCACCAAACGCGACUUCAACAGCCUUGCUGUUUUGGAGAUCCACCUGAAGACCAUCCAUACGGAUAAACCUCAGCAAAACCACACAUGCCAGAUUUGCCUCGAAUCCAUGCCUACCUUAUACAACCUGAACGAACACGUGAGGAAAGCGCAUAAAAACCACGCCUACCCGAUGAUGCAGUUCAGCAACAUCUCCGCUUUCCACUGUAACUAUUGCCCGGAGAUGUUCGCCGAUAUCAACAGCCUGCAGGAACACAUCCGUAUCGCCCAUUGUGGGCCGGGAGCCACGACGCAAGAUGGCAACAACGCCUUCUUUUGCAACCAGUGUUCCAUGGGCUUCCUGACCGAAGCGUCUCUGACGGAGCACAUCCAGCAAACUCACUGCAACAUUGGGAACUCGAAGUUGGAUUCCCCCGUGGUUCAACCAUCCCAGUCUUUUAUGGAAGUUUACUCCUGUCCGUAUUGCACGAACUCGCCCAUUUUUGGCUCCAUCCUCAAGCUAACAAAGCAUAUCAAAGAAAACCACAAGAACAUUCCACUGGCUCACAAUAAAAAGUCCAAAGGUGAACAGAGCCCGGUGUCUUCGGACGUUGAAGUUUCUUCCCCUAAAAGGCAACGGCUUUCCGCCAGCGUCCAUUCGGUUUCCAAUGGGGAAUACCCGUGUAAUCAAUGUGAAUUGAAGUUCUCCAACUUUGAAAGUUUCCAGACCCAUUUGAAGUUGCACUUGGAGUUGCUGUUAAGGAAGCAGUCGUGUCCUCAGUGCAAAGAAGACUUUGACUCCCAGGACUCUCUCCUGCAGCAUCUCACUGUCCAUUACAUGACGACCUCAACGCAUUACGUCUGCGAGAGCUGCGAUAAGCAAUUUUCGUCGGUGGACGACCUUCAGAAGCACCUCCUGGACAUGCAUACGUUCGUCUUGUACCAUUGCACCCUGUGCCAAGAGGUUUUCGACUCCAAAGUAUCCAUCCAAGUGCACCUGGCAGUCAAGCACAGCAAUGAGAAAAAGAUGUACCGCUGCACGGCCUGUAACUGGGAUUUCCGGAAGGAGGCGGACCUCCAGAUCCACGUGAAGCACAGCCAUUUGGGCAACCCGGCCAAGUUGCACAAGUGCAUCUUUUGCGGGGAGACCUUCAGCACAGAGGUGGAGCUGCAGUGCCACAUCACGACCCACAGCAAAAAGUACAACUGCAAAUUCUGCAGCAAGGCGUUCCAUGCCAUUAUUCUGCUCGAGAAGCAUUUGCGGGAGAAGCAUUGUGUCUUUGAUGCGGGCGCUGAGAAUGGCACGGCCAAUGGCAUGACGCCAGCCAGCAAGAAGGCAGAGUCGACAGAUAUCCCGAACAUGCUGAUCAAAAACCCAGACACCUCCAAUAGCCACGAAGCUAGCGAGGAUGACAUUGACGCCUCCGAACCUAUGUACGGUUGCGAUAUCUGUGGAGCUGCGUACACGAUGGAGGUCCUGCUGCAGAACCACCGUUUGCGGGAUCAUAACAUCCGACCUGGGGAGGAUGAUUGUUCCAGGAAGAAAGCGGAGUUCAUCAAAGGGAGUCACAAGUGUAAUAUCUGCUCGAGGACCUUUUUCUCUGAGAAUGGCCUCCGGGAACACAUGCAGACCCAUCGGGGCCCGGCAAAGCAUUAUAUGUGCCCUAUUUGCGGGGAGCGCUUCCCAUCGCUCCUGACCUUAACGGAACAUAAAGUAACUCACAGCAAGAGCUUGGACACAGGCACGUGCCGGAUCUGCAAAAUGCCACUGCAGAGCGAGGAAGACUUCAUUGAGCACUGCCAGAUGCAUCCUGACCUUCGGAAUUCCCUCACCGGGUUUCGCUGUGUGGUCUGCAUGCAGACAGUCACCUCGACUCUGGAGCUGAAAAUCCACGGGACGUUCCAUAUGCAAAAAUUGGUGGGGAACUCGGCCGCGUCAUCGCCCAACGGCCAGGCGGCGUUGCAGAAACUCUACAAGUGUGCUCUGUGCUUGAAAGACUUCAGAAACAAGCAAGACUUGGUGAAACUGGAUGUUAAUGGUCUACCAUAUGGACUGUGUGCUGCUUGCAUGGCUCGGAGCACCAAUGGACAGUCCUUGGGCCUGACUGUACCGGACAUUAGCGAAAGACCUUGCGGUAGCCUGAGAUGUCCAGAGUGUAGUGUCAAAUUUGAAAGUGCCGAAGAGCUAGAGAGCCACCUCCAGCUGGAUCAUCGAGACCUGACGCCUGAAACCAGUGGCCAAAAGAAGGGUGCACAGACAUCCCCCAUACCCAGAAAGAAGACUUACCAGUGUAUCAAGUGCCAGAUGACCUUCGAAAACGAACGAGAGAUACAGAUUCACGUUGCAAAUCAUAUGAUUGGUGCAGUUCCUGUUCCCCAUGGUGAGGUCUUCCACUCUUUUCCAACCCCCAUCUUACUGGAGAGGAGGAUUAGCAAAAAUGCUAUUACAGAGGAAGGCAUCAAUCAUGAGUGCAAGCUGUGUAACCAGAUGUUUGACUCUCCAGCAAAGCUCCUGUGUCACCUGAUCGAGCACAGCUUCGAGGGGAUGGGAGGCACAUUCAAAUGCCCUGUUUGUUUUACAGUUUUUGUACAGGCAAAUAAAUUGCAGCAACAUAUUUUUGCUGUCCAUGGACAAGAGGACAAAAUUUACGAUUGUUCGCAGUGUCCACAGAAGUUCUUUUUCCAGACCGAACUUCAGAACCACACGUUGAGCCAGCAUGCUCAGUGAGCGUAGCACGACAGGAGACCUCUCUGCGGAGGACUUGACGGAAGCUCAGUGGGGAGGACCAUUUGAACAUUACAUCCAAUCAAAGUGUCAUUUGCAACCCAGAUGUAAAACUCUAAUGAUUUGGCCAUGAGGCGCUGCUAUUAUAAGCAGCUGGAAAUGAAUAUUAAUGGAAGAGAUUAAAAGUAUUCCAUGCGCAGUAUUUUUUAUUGUCCUGCUUGAGCUAAGUGAACUUUAAACCUUCUGCUUCUGAUUGAAUUUAUAGUUGCUAGAUAAAGAAAAAAAAAAAGGAAAAAACCCCCUCUGCUUUUGAUGCGCUUACUCCUUCGUUGCUUCUUGUAUUAUAUGGAUAGUUCUAGAUUUAGGAGUGAUUCCCUCAAACCUAACCCCCCCCCCACUCCUUUUGUUCUUUUUUUUUUUUGCUUUCCUUUCUUUCUUCCAGUUUGAAACUUUUAUUUCCCUUCCCUGUUUAACGGCUUUUUUUUUUUCUCCUUUGUUUGUUUCAUUGCAAUUUUUAGGUAAUUGUGCAUCGUGAUGUGACGGCUUGGCUAUUGUCUGAAUAUAUUAUUUUUUACACUAUUUUCUUUUGGUUUUUGUUUUUUUAACAAUUAAAGACUAAAUGCUUUGAUUGGAUUUGCCAGUUCACCGGACAGUGAUUAAUAAAUAAAUAAAUAAAUAAAAAUGUAAUAAUGAAUUUCAUCAGUUUCAGUGCAACUGGAUGAUCUUGCUUUAUCAAUGUGACUGAAUCUGAUUGCAUUAACUAAUACGGUUCAAUAAAGGGAAUACAUUGGAUGAA